Molecule: messenger RNA, 619 nt
Organism: Nicrophorus vespilloides
Lineage: Eukaryota; Metazoa; Arthropoda; Insecta; Coleoptera; Silphidae
Product: larval cuticle protein A1A-like
Exons: 2
Coding region: 11-619 (202 amino acids)
Cellular component (GO): extracellular matrix
Source: RefSeq, a predicted model, not a curated record
UCUAUCAACAAUGGCUUUCAAGUUCGUAGCUUUCGCCACUCUUUUGGCUGCCGCCAACGCUGGUGUGAUCGGCACCCAAUACGCCGCCGCCCCAUUGGCUUACUCCGCCGCCCCAGUUGCUAAAUUGGCUUACUCCGCCCCAGUGGUAGCUAAAGUAGCUGAGGAAUACGACCCAAACCCACAAUACUCUUACGGAUACGAUGUCCAAGAUUCUUUGACCGGAGACAACAAGCAACAGCAAGAAACCCGCAACGGAGAUGCCGUCCAAGGUAGCUACUCCCUCGUUGAUGCUGACGGCUUCAAGAGGACUGUAGAAUACACCGCUGACCCAAUCCACGGAUUCAACGCUGUAGUCCACCGUGAACCUUUGGUAGCUAAAGUAGCCGCCCCAGUCGUCGCCAAAGUAGCUGCCCCAGUACAUUACGCCGCCGCUCCAAUCGCUAAAGUAGCUUACGCCGCUGCCCCAGUACAUUACGCCGCCGCCCCAGUAGCUAAAGUAGCUUACUCAUCUCCUUUGGCUUACGCCGCCCCAGUCGCCAAGAUCGCCGCUCCUUUGGCCUACGCCGCCCCAGUUGCUAAAGUAUCUUUCUCCUCUCCAGUAGCCAGCUACUACCACUAA